Molecule: messenger RNA, 1862 nt
Organism: Dermacentor silvarum
Lineage: Eukaryota; Metazoa; Arthropoda; Arachnida; Ixodida; Ixodidae
Product: ATP-binding cassette sub-family C member 2
Exons: 10
Coding region: 3-1667 (554 amino acids)
Biological process (GO): transmembrane transport
Cellular component (GO): membrane
Molecular function (GO): ABC-type transporter activity; ATP binding; ATP hydrolysis activity
Source: RefSeq, a predicted model, not a curated record
AAAUGCUGAGCGGCGGCCAGAAGCAGCGAGUGGCGCUAGCACGGGCAGUGUACUCGUGCAGCGACAUCUACCUGCUGGACGAUCCGACCAGCUCCCAAGACGCUCGCGUGGCACACAGCAUCGUGCAGCAAGUACUCGCACACGGUGGCCUCCUUACUAACAGGACACGAGUGCUGGUGACGAACAACUUAAGGCUACCCUUAUCUCCAGACCAAUGGGUCUUAAUGCACGAGAAGAAAGGAAUCACGUUUCGUGAUUUGAAAGAAUUGCAAGAACACCCCGGUGCACCAGCGGAAUUAUUUGAAAACCCGACUUCAAAGCGCCUGCCGGAACGCACAAGCAGGUACAGCGAAGAACAUUUAGAAGAAAACGGGGAGGAACUGAAGGUCAUCAAAGAAGAAGGAAUGUCAAGCAAGGGAUUCUUUGAAAUCGUGCGAGCGUACUUCAAGUACUCUGGCGCAUGCGCACCGGUGGCACUGUUAUCCCUGGCAGCGAGUGCCGUAUUUGUGGCCUGUCAAAUGCUUUGCAUUAAGGCGUGGGCGGCGACGAUGACAAGCGACACCACAAACACGACGCACACGGGUCGGAGCAUUAUUCGUUGGCUCGCCGUGUUUUGCAUAGGAGACGUUAUCCUAAGGCUUGCCGGGGGCAUGAUGUUGGCUCGGGCCAAUCGCCACCGCUCCCUGAAGCUCCACGCGGACAUGCUGGAGCGGGUCGCCGGCAGUGCGCUCUCUUUCUUCGACGCUACGCCGAGGGGUCGGAUCUUCAAUCGUUUCGCCACGGAUCUGGAGAUAAACGACACUCGUGUAUUUGUGUUAUUCAAGCAGUUUCUGCAGAGCAUCUUGUACGUGUUCGCCCGUCUCGCUGUGAUAGGGACCCAGAUGCCCUUGGUCUUCGGCCUUACCGUUUGUGCAGAGGUGAUUUUGCUAUGUUGCAUGUGCUAUCUCAUACCUGCCACGAUGUUCGGACGCCUCUACGAGAGUACCCAGCUGUCUCGAGUACUUCAGCAGCUGACCGAGACACUCGAUUGCGUAGGCCUGAUACGUUGCUACGGUGUCAUGGAACGUUUCUGCGCUCGGUUCCGCCGAAUCAUGACUACAUACCUGGAGUCGUUCAAUCUGUUUUCCUACUGCUUCGCUAUCGGCCGCCUCAUCAGUACCAUAUGCGCGUUAGUAGUCAUAGCGCUCACCGUAGCAAUAAUCGUGGCACCGGCCCGUGACGACCCUGGUGCUGCUGCAAUGGCUGGCUUGUCUCUGCUGUCGGCAUUCACGGUACCAUUUGCCACCGUGCUGGUCUUCCUCGGCGCCUUCUGGAACGCGCUGGGUGAUGCUGCUUUCCAGAGGGCCCUAGAAUAUACAGAGUUGCCUCUGGAGAAGGAAGUUCUUAGCAAACGCAAGGAUUCCACGGGCCACCCCAAACACGAAGGCCCUCGGAUUUUUGUUCAGCCCUACGAUGACUUGUGGCCCAGCAAAGGGGUCGUGAGCUUCGAAAAUUUCAGCGCAUCCUAUAGACCAGGGAUCACCGACGACACGCUCAAGGGUGUAUCCUUUGUAGGCAGAAGCGGGACAGAAGUUGGCUAUCGUCGGGAGAACGGGUGCCGGAAAAUCAUCGCUUGUACUUGCACUUCUGCGCAUGAUCCAGCGCACAUCAGGAACGAUCACCAUUGACGGAAUAGAUAUACACACAGUUCCGUUGAAUCGCCUUCGUACUGUAAUAAGCGUUAUACCGCAGGACUAUUCAAUGUUUACUGGGACGUUGCGUGAAAACUUGGACCCCCAAGGCAGCCACUCAGACGAAGUGCUCUGGAGAGUUCUUAGGAGCGUGCACCUAAGUGACUUCGUCGAAACGACGCCUGAAGGGCU